AUGGAGAUUCUCUUCAUUCCGAGCACCCCAUCUAAUGAACUCCCACUAAAUGAAGUUGUUGCUGAAACCUUGAGUGCCGCUGUGAACGACCCUAGCAAUUCCUUCUCUGUGGAUUUUAAUCCCCUUACAGUUGUACCUAUAGGUGAGUGUAGAGAACAAAAAUUCACAUGACAGUAUUCUUUGUAAGUCUUUAAUUCAGCACUCUUUCAACUUUAAUCAACUGAAUGGAAGAAAUGUUUUUGGUUUGUGUACAGAUCAUAACUAACUUAUUUCUUCGAAAUUAUAUUCAAAGAGGGUCCAAAACCAAGUGUAACUACAACUACAGCAUCUGCCACCAAUGCGCCUGCAGCUACAACUACAGCAUUUGCCACCAAUACACCUGCAGCUACAACUACAGCAUCUGCCACCAAUACACCUGCAGCUACAACUACAGUAUCUGCCACCAAUAUACCUGCAGCUACAACUGCAGCAUCUGCCACCAAUGGGCCUGCAGGUACAACUGCAGCAUCUGCCACCAAUGCACCUGCAGCUACAACUGCAGCAUCUGCCACCAAUGCGCCUGCAGCUACAACUACAGCAUCUGCAAGUGGAGUAAGUCCCAAGAUCAGUGUCAUCACUGCAUUCUCCAUGGUGCUGUUGUCAUGGCUUCUGUCAAACCAGCAGUAG
Messenger RNA from Xyrichtys novacula (pearly razorfish), 666 nucleotides. NCBI's taxonomy places the organism in Eukaryota, Metazoa, Chordata, Actinopteri, Labriformes, Labridae. The record is from the annotation of a GenBank genome assembly.